This is a messenger RNA of Drosophila serrata, 531 nucleotides long. RefSeq lists its product as uncharacterized. The record is from RefSeq and is a predicted model, not a curated record. Lineage: Eukaryota; Metazoa; Arthropoda; Insecta; Diptera; Drosophilidae.
AUGAGAUUAUUGGAAAUUUUAACAAUGCUCCUGACUGCUUUGUGUCCUUGCCUGCGAGCGGCCCAUUUCCGGUUUACCAACGUCGAAUGCAAGAGCUUGGACACUGAUUUUGUGGAGGUGAAGGAGUGUAACCUGAAGUUAAUUCGACGAAAUGUCGUUGCCAUGAACUCUCACCUGGUGAUCAAGUAUGGACCGCCCAUCGAUAAGAUACAGUUUAAUCUGGCGAUAUUCCGCAAAUCGAAUGUGUACAGAUUGUUUAUGGUGAAUCAUACGUUGGACUUUUGCUACUACAUGCGAAGGCCAAAGCAAUAUCCACUUUUCUACAUCUUCCACGAGUCUCUGAUGGCGGCCACCAAUGCCAAUCACACGUGUCCCUAUCCAGAAAAGGAUAUUUAUAUUAGGAAGAUGACAUUCAAUGAGCGGGCCGUGCGAGAGAUGCCUUUUCCCGAAGGAGAAUACAAACUGACAGUCUCUGUGGGUGCAUUUAAUGUCUGGCGAUUGCGGUUCAACGUGUACGGUCUGCGUAGCUAG